CAUUUUGUAACCACUUGAAGUGAUACUGUUUUUGCUUUCGCAGUGACGGAACGGAACGGCGCUUCAAACUUCUCAAUAUCUUUUAUAAUAUUCAUAUACUUGUGUUUAUAUACAUCUAACGAUCAACAAUGGCCUGUACUCUUCCAAGACAAAACUACCACGCAGAAUCUGAAGCAGCUGUUAACAAGCAAAUCAACUUAGAACUGUACGCUUCGUACGUGUACCUUUCUAUGUCCUACUACUUCGACCGGGAUGAUAUUGCUCUGCCGGGUUUCAGACACUUCUUCAAGAAAAACCAUGAAGAGGAGAAUGAACAUGCUCAAAAAUUCAUGAAGUUCCAAAACCAGCGUGGUGGCAGAAUUGUCCUCCAAAACAUCUGCAGACCCGAGAAGGAUGAAUGGGGAACAUGCUUGGAAGCCAUGCAGGUUGCUCUUGACUUGGAAAAGAAUGUUAACAAGUCUCUGCUGGAUAUGCACAACAUUGCAGAAAAGCAUGGUGAUAAGCAGAUGUGCGACUUCUUGGAGGCAAACUACCUGACAGAGCAGGUUGAAGCAAUCAAGGAGCUGUCGGACUACGUGGCCAUUCUGAAGCGUGUUGGCCCAGGCCUUGGCGAGUACAUGUUUGACAAGGAAACCCUCGGAGGCGAAUCUUAAACUGUUUUGUUAUACUUCCUCAGCUACCAUAGUAACUCUCUACAUAAAAUUAAAUAUAUUUAGUAUAUACAGCCUGUAUGUUCAGCUGGUAUACAUAUACAACAAACCUAUAUAUAUAUAGAUAUGAAAAUAAUGAGCUCCUGAAAUGUUUUAACUUGAAUAUAUACACAAUUAAAAUUAGCAUUCAACCAGCCUGUAAACAAAUUUUGGUCAUAAUCGCAAUUAAUUUUUAGGCCUAUGCAACACUACCAGAACUUCUAAAUACAGUAAUUACAGUAUAUAAGAACUCAUUGUAGGCUCUUAUUCUGUACAGUAUAUAAUUAUAUCUAAAUACUGCAAGUUGUAUAUUAGGCUGUUGAUAAAGUAAAUAUGUGAGGUCUUACCACAAAAUGAGGCGCAUCGUUGGUGAAAUCAUAUUGAGAUAUUCACCAAAAUAGGUCAAAGGCAACAUUUUUACAAAAUUUUGGUUUUAUUGUUUUCGAAUAACUUGAUACUGCUUAUAUUUUAUGAUUGUGUACUUUUUAAGUGAAUUUACUUACUAAAACAGUGUUUUCUUCGCAUAUUCUGUAAUUUUAGUCCUAUUGUUUGUACAAGUUAGUUGAGUUUGAGGCCGAUUUUCUCAAAACCUGGUUCUCGUACACCUAAACUCUAAAUGCUCACAUCUCUGGAUCUAUUUAUCCUAGGGAAGCCAUUCAAAGACCAAAUUAAAGCUUAUAAUGUGAUCUACCAUAUAAACUCAUUUUUUGAUUUUCUAACGAGGAGACUCAUUUUGUAGUAAGACCUCACAUAUGUAGUUGAGGAAGAACAUUACAAACACAAUUCUGUAUGCUAUAAACCAUUAAGAAAAUGAUAUUAAAAAAGCAAAACUGAA
Molecule: messenger RNA, 1524 nt
Organism: Anneissia japonica
Lineage: Eukaryota; Metazoa; Echinodermata; Crinoidea; Comatulida; Comatulidae
Product: soma ferritin-like
Exons: 4
Coding region: 129-653 (174 amino acids)
Biological process (GO): iron ion transport; intracellular iron ion homeostasis
Cellular component (GO): cytoplasm
Molecular function (GO): ferric iron binding; ferrous iron binding
Source: RefSeq, a predicted model, not a curated record